CAAAAACUCUGGAAAAAAAAAAAAACCUUCCUUACUUCUUCACUACCGGAACUUUUAGUAAGCUCCCGAAACUUCGGCGAUAUCUCGCCGCCGGCCAGUGCUCUCAGUUCAGGAUGGGAGACAGUGAAGCAGUGAUUGCUCAGACAUCUGUUGUAAUGGAUUAUACAUCUGCUGCGUAUUCUUCUGUUGAUUAUGGGGAUGUGAGUACAAAAGCUGCUCUUGAUGCUGAUGCUUCUUCUGCUGGAGGUUCUGGUGAUUUGGGUGCUUCGGCUGCUCCAACAGCAACUAGAGAUAUGGCUGCUUUUACUGGCACGAUGGACAUAGCUGAUACUGGUGCUUAUGGUUCUCAAGUGGGGGAUGGAAAUGCAUACAAUGCUGAUCCAAAUUCUGCCAAAGAUGAUGUUCCUACUACGACGACCUAUGGUGCCAAUGAGAAUUUUAUGGGGAUUGCAAAUGCACCUGUGGAUUCAUCUCAAGUUGCCACCUAUGAUUUGACUGCAAAUGGCAAUGAUGUUAACGAAUCAAUAAAUAUUGGAUCAGCUGGCAUAAAUGAGAAUGGGAUUAAUCCAGAUAAUGUUCAUGGGUCCGCUUCGUUGCACCAGCUGGUGGAUGGUGCCACAUUGUCUGCUGAAGAAGAGCGAUUGUGGAGCAUAGUGAGGGCAAAUUCUUUAGAUUUUAAUGCAUGGACUGCCUUAAUAGAAGAGACCGAGAAGAUUCCAGAGGACAACAUUUUGAAGAUACGGAAAGUUUAUGAUGCCUUUUUGGCAGAAUUUCCUUUGUGUUAUGGUUAUUGGAAGAAGUAUGCAGAUCAUGAGGCACGCCUAGGCUCUAUUGACAAGGUUGUAGAGGUCUAUGAACGAGCGGUUCAAGGGGUGACCUAUUCUGUUGAUAUGUGGCUCCACUACUGUGUAUUUGCCAUAAGCACUUAUGGAGACCCUGACACUAUCCGAAGGCUAUUUGAAAGAGGAUUGGCUUAUGUUGGAACAGACUACCUAUCUUUCCCACUUUGGGACAAAUAUAUUGAAUAUGAGUGCAUGCAGCAGGAGUGGUCACGUGUUGCCAUGAUCUACACACAGAUAUUGGAGAAUCCUAGUCAACAACUGGAUCGCUAUUUUGAUGGUUUUAAAGAACUUGUUGCAAGUCGCCCUCUGUCAGAGUUAAGGACUGCUGAGGAAACUGCUGCUGCUGCAAAUUCAGAAGCUGGUGAGCCACAAGUUGAGAAAGAGGUUCCUCUUAAUGCUGCAGAGCAAUCUCCUAAACCUGUUAGUGCAAGCUUAAAAGAAGCCGAGGAGUUGGAGAAGUAUAUCGCCAUUAGAGAAGAGAUGUAUAAGAAAGCUAAAGAGUUCGAUUCUAAGAUCGUUGGUUUUGAAACAGCUAUAAGGAGGCCCUACUUUCAUGUGAGGCCCCUCAAUGUUACCGAGCUUGAAAAUUGGCAUAACUAUCUUGACUUUAUUGAAGGAGGAGAUGACUUCAAUAAGGUUGUCAAGCUAUACGAAAGAUGCCUAAUUGCUUGUGCCAAUUAUCCUGAAUAUUGGAUACGAUAUGUUCUAUGCAUGGAAGCUAGUGGUAGUAUGGAUCUUGCUGAUAAUGCCCUUGCACGUGCUAGUCAAGUUUUUGUCAAGAGACAACCUGAGAUUCACCUUUUUGCUGCUCGAUUUAGAGACCAGCAUGGGGAUAUAUCAGGAGCUCGUGCUGCCUAUCAACUCGUGCAUACUGAAAUUUCACCUGGCCUUUUGGAAGCAACCAUUAAGCAUGCGAACAUGGAACAUCGAUUGGGAAAUUUGGAAGAUGCUUGUUCUUUAUACGAACAGGCCAUUGCAAUUGAGACAGGAAAAGAACAUUCACAAACCUUGCCAUUUUUGUUUGCUCAAUAUUCUCGGUUUCUAUACUUGGUUUCUGGCAAUGUGGAGAAAGCUAGGGAAAUUCUUGAUCAGGCGCUUGAGAAUGUUCAAUUUUCAAAACCACUUCUGGAGGCAUUGAUCCAUUUAGAAUCAAUUCAGCCGCUUCCAAAACGACUUGAUCACGUCGAUUCACUGAUUGAGAAGUUUAUUGUUCCUAAUCAUGAAAACCCAAAUGCUGCAAGUAUCAUUGAAAGAGAACAGCUAUCUAACAUUUUCUUGGAGUUUCUGGACCUCUUUGGAGACACACAAUCCAUUAAGAAGGCUGAUGAUCGGCAUGCCAAGCUCUUCUUACACCACAAGAGCACAUCAGAGUCAAAGAAACGCCAUGCGGAGGAUUUUUUGGUUUCAGAAAGAACAAAGCUAGCUAAAUCUGUUGCUCCAUCAUCCGUUCCAUCAGUGAUGGGUGCGUAUCCCAGCACACACAACCAAUGGCCAGCAGGUUAUGGUUUACAACCUCAAGCUUGGCCGCAAGUUACACAAGCCCCAGGACAACAAUGGAAUCCUGGAUAUACACAACAGGCUGCAUACAGUGCAUAUGGUAGCUAUGGGAGCAGCUAUGUUCAACCACAACCACCAUCAUCUGCGCCUCAAACUGCUGCUGCUUACGGUGCUUAUCCUUCUACAUAUUCAGCCCAGGCCUUCCCUCAGCCAAGUUAUACUCAAUCAGCAGCAGCAGCAAGCUUGACCACAGCACAGCAACCUACUUCAGUUCCUCCUCAGGCUUAUUAUGGAAGCUAUUACUGAGCAGGCAAGAUUAUUCUAGACUCGUUUUUUUUUUUCUUGUAGGUUUGACCACCCUUGUUGGCUGUCACUUAUUGAGCUAUACCAUGGCUUUUUUGGGCAUGGUUGUGGUGGAAGUUGACAAGCUCUUUCGGAUAGGAAAGUGAGCGUUGUAAAUGACAGUUAUUGUAUUUUUGGUUUUCUUUUUUCUAAAAAUUACUUUGAUAUUCUAUCAUUCCGGACGAUAUGUAACUUGCUGUGUUCAGAUGCCUCAUUGCUACAGUAUAACAUGUUUCUGAUAUGCUGUAGGUCUGAAAGAUGGUUUGAGGGGUUUGGGUGUAGGAGAAAUUUUUCAGUAGAUUAGAUUAUUAGUUAGACUUGCUUUAGCUGUUAUGUAAUAUUACUAUGGAUGUUUGCCGUCUAAUUGCUGAAUGCUUGAUAAUCUAAAUUUCAAAUGUAUUUUAGUCUUUCAUUGAAUCUUUUGGGGAUUGAAUUGUUUAAACCGAAG
This is a messenger RNA of Ilex paraguariensis (yerba mate), 3129 nucleotides long. The record is from the annotation of a GenBank genome assembly. Lineage: Eukaryota; Viridiplantae; Streptophyta; Magnoliopsida; Aquifoliales; Aquifoliaceae.